CAACCAGGAUUCUUCUUUUGAAUUCUCGCCUUGUAACUAGGAGAUUAGUUCAACAGUGAAAAUAAACAACUAUGGUAAACUUAAGACGCUGCCGAAGAUAGUCACAGACGGCCGGGGGUCGUGGCGUGAGAGGAUUCGGCUUUCUGCCGCGCUAGCGAGCGGACGUGCCGAUCAUGAGCUCCGUAGGAGCGGCUUCAGCGGCCCAGCAGGGCCGCGGUACCAGGAGUUUUGCCUCAGAAGACCCGGAAUACCAAGUUUUGGUGCCUCAAUAGCCGACAGGUCGGAUAGUUUUAAAUACAGUUUUUCUGCAUGCGGAUGUGCGUGCCAGGCCGUAUCGUGUGGAACAUUUCCGAGAUGCGUUGGCUAGCUUAGGCCUACUUGCUGAUGUCAUCGCCCUAGGGGCGUAUCAGAUGAGCCACGUUUGGGCGCGCGGUUACUUUCAAGAGCGACGAAGGCGUGAAAAGGCUUUCAAGCACCAAGAACCUCAAGGUGAAUGAACAUCGGUGCAUUGUCGUUGAUCCAGCCAAUCAGGCCGUGCGGCUGAAGCUGCAUUGGAUGCUUCAUAACGUCUCGGACGAGGAUAUACGGACAGCCCUGUUACCGUUCGGAAAGGUCACGGACGUUUUCCAUGAAAAGUGGCGUGUUCAAGGAGUUCAAGAUAAAGCAUCGUCGACACGGGUGGUGUCCCUGGUUCUGAAGACGGGUAUGACCAUAGAAGACCUGCCCCAUCAACUUCGUGUAGCUGGACCUGCUCUCCGAGAGGACGUGGCUGACCUGUUAAUGGACGAGGCUGACGUUGAUGAGGCUUCCCGCGUGCUAGUACCACCGGCGGACAGAGUCGCAACACCUUCUGUGCCGGCGGCUAAUUCCAAGAAGGUGGUAAAUGUGCUGCCUACGGGCCCGAAAGAUGCAGUGCAAAGGGCAUGCGACGAAGGAGCCAAAGAAGAAUCGGCCGCAAAAUCCACCGCUGCCGAGGAGACCGCCACGGAGCACGGACCGGUAACUUCCUUGAUGGACGUCGAAGAAUCGAGUGCAAGCAAUGCGGCUAUGAAAAGAGCGAGGGACUCGACCGACAACCUGGACGGCAACCUGGACGGCAACCUUGACAACGGGGCCAAAGACGAGCCGCCGCCAAAAGCGCAGGCGGGUCGUCGUGUGCCCGUGCGCCUGAAGCCAAACAUCCCGCCGGACAGACGACCGGCGGCAAAACCGCCUAAGUAGGACCCGGCGCCUACUGGGGCGCCCGGACUAACGACGUGAAGACAUGGCGUCCUUUUUGGAAUCGGGCUUCGCGUACGCUCUAAAGGUACGCGUGUGGAUCGAGCGGUUUUCAGUGCAAAAGUUAUGCAUGCAUUUUUUUUCUACAGUGUGUCCGGAUCGCUUGUUCUUUAGCGGCACCGUGCGAUCGGCUUGCUUUUGCAGAUAAAUGGCGGGGAAACUAGAGAGAGCACUGAGAGUUGCCACGUUAAAUGUUCGUGGCCUUGGAGCGCGAAGGAGGCAAUAUCAACUUAGCCGCUUGUGUAUGGAGAAGGAACUCGAUGUAGUUGCCUUACAAGAAACUAAGGUAGAAACCCAAGAGCAGACCGAUCGCAUGGUGACGCCUUUCACGGCGCAUUACAAUGUGUGCGUGUGCCAUGCGAAUGGCACAUCAGGCGGAUGUGCGUUGUUAAUACGGAAGAGUGCUGGUAUCAUUGAAGAAAGUGUAACUGUUUCUGAAACUGGCCGCUUGCUUAUUGUAGAUUUUUCUUUUUCUCACGAUUUGUGGCGGCUCGUAUGCGUU
Molecule: messenger RNA, 1780 nt
Organism: Dermacentor albipictus
Lineage: Eukaryota; Metazoa; Arthropoda; Arachnida; Ixodida; Ixodidae
Source: RefSeq, a predicted model, not a curated record